This is a messenger RNA of Scomber japonicus (chub mackerel), 2854 nucleotides long. Its product is annotated as ribosome-binding protein 1-like. NCBI's taxonomy places the organism in Eukaryota, Metazoa, Chordata, Actinopteri, Scombriformes, Scombridae. The transcript has 24 exons. Gene Ontology annotation, cellular component: endoplasmic reticulum membrane. The record is from RefSeq and is a predicted model, not a curated record. Bases 85 to 2628 code for a protein of 847 amino acids. Gene Ontology annotation, biological process: protein transport.
GCCGGCGGGGGGCGGGGCUUGCGGUCCAGGUCGGAGAAAGUGCCACGCGACUGAGGCUCAGCUGCUCGCGGACCUGAAGCAGUCAUGGACGACCCUCAAACUCUCGGCUUCCUGGUCUUCGGAGGCUUCAUGGUCGUCUCGGCGGUGGCCAUCGUCCUCGUCUCCACGCUGUCCAUGAAGGAGACGUCGUACGAGGAGGCGCUCGCCAAGCAGCGGCGCCGGCUCGACCAGGCGGCGCCGGCCAGGGGAGACAAGAAGAAGAAGGACAAGACGACAGAGAAGAAGAACAAAGCCAAGAGGAAGGAGGAGCGGCAGACCUCCGAGCCCGGCAGCGACGGGGGCGAGGAGCCGGUGGUGGUGACCUGCACCGAGCCCGAAUCUGACCCUGAACCUGCCGCAGAGCCUGAACCGGCACCUGAACUGGCACCUGAAUUGGCACCUGAAUUGGCACCUGAACCGGCACCUGAAUUGGCACCUGAACCAGCACCUGAACCGGCACCUGAACGCACCGCCGCCGAGCCUCCUGCAGCCGCCUCACCGAAGGGGAAGAAGAAGAAGAAGUCAGCCAAGGUGGAGCCAGCUGCCGUCAUGGCUGCUAAGGAGGUUCUGGUCAUGGCCGUUGCCCCGGUGAUGGACGUUGCCCCGGUGAUGGCCGUCGCCCCGGUGAUGGAUGUCACCGAACAACCGGCCGCCGCCAAAACUGAAGAACCCAAAGAAACCUCGACCAAGAAGAAGAAACCCAAAAACAAACCCGAGACAGCGUCGCUGCCGCAGAGCGAGCUGAUUACCACCGUCUCCAAGGCAACGCUCAACGAAGACGAGACAAACAAACUGAAGAAGAAGACCGGCGACACCUGGCAGCUGGCCUCUCAGAGAGGAGACCCGCUGUCCUCUCUGAAGAAGCAGCUGGAGGACAAAGACAAGCAGCUGACGGCUCAGCAGGACGCCGCCGCCGCCGCCAAGACUCGCCUCCGGGAGCUCAGCAAGGAACUCGGUGCUGAGAAGUCCAAGCUGGCGUCUGUGGAGUCGCGUCUGAAGGCGGAGCUCGGCGCUCGCGGUCAGGAAGUCGACGCCUUGCGGGCCGGCAUGAAGACCGCUGACCAGGAACACCAGAACCAAACCCAGCAGCUCAACAAGAAGAUCGAGGGUCUUCAGGAGCAGCUGGAGAACGGACCCAACGCCCAGCUGGCUCGCCUGCAGCAGGAGAACUCGAUCCUUCGCGACGCCUUGAACCAGGCGACCAGCCAGGCGGAGAGCAGGCAGAACGCUGAGCUGGCCCGUCUGCGGCAGGACUGCGUCCGUCUGGGUCGGGAACUGUCGGAGCGCUCCGAUGCUCAGCGGACCGAUGAGGAACGCCGGACCGGUCUGGAGGCCAAGAUGGCCGCCGCUGAGAAGGAGCUGGCCCGGGUCCAGCUGGUCCACGCCGACACCGAGCGCGCUCUGCAGCAGCAGCUACAGGAAGUGAGUCUGGAGCUGAAAGCGUCGCAGCAGGAAGUCGCAGCUGUUAGCGAGCUGCAGGGGGCGCUAGCGUCCAGAGAGACUGAGGUGCAGGAGCUGAAGGCUCAGCUGGAGAGCCAGGCAGCCGCCCAGGUGGAGAACUCGUCUGAAGCGGAGCAGCUGAAGAACGACGUGCAACGCAGAGAAGAACAAGUCAGCACUCUGGAGGCGGAGCUUAGCCAGCUGAGGACGGAGCUACAGCUGAUGACAUCACAGAGACUGGAGGAAGCUGGCGAAGCAGCAGCAGAAGAUCAGACGCAGAAAGACGGUUCAGGAAGUGAGACGGAGUCCGAUCAGCCGUUCGAAAGUCUGGAGGAAGACUCUCAGCUGCUGCGUCUGGAGGAAGAACUGCAGCAGCUCAGAGAGGAGCUGCAACAGGCCCGUAACCACGGCAACCAGCUGCAGGAGGAAGCAGAGCAGCGGGAGGCGGGGCUUAAAGCAGCGCUGACUGAAGCUGAGUCCAGAUGUGCGUCUCUGCGUUCAGACUUCCAGGCGUCGCUGCAGGUUCUGUUUCCAACCGUCUCUGUGGAGGCGGAGCAGAGCGACUGGCUCGACGUGUUCACCCAGAAAGUUCAGGAGAGUAAAACUGAAGAGGAGAGGUCUCACUCUGAGCUGCAGGCGAGGCUGAAGGAGGCCGAGGACCAACGGGAGGAGUUGGAUCAGAGCAGGAAGCUGCUGCAGGAGACGGAGGCGGAGCUUCAGGCGCUAAAACAACGUUCAGAAGAAGAAGAAAACGUCUGGAAGAACAAACUGAGCGACGCCGAGAACGAGAAGCAGAAGGUUCUGGAUCAGCUGAAGCAGCAGGAGGAAGACGAGUCGAAGAACACAGAGACAGAAAACACACAGCAGCUGAAGGAUCAGCUGAUGCUGAUGGAGGCUCAGCUGGAGAAACAGCUGGAGGAGGCGAGCAUCAGCCAGAGCUGCAGCGAGGAGCUCGCCCAGGUGCGCUCUCAGCUGCAACAGGUGAGCGUGCGGCUGCAGGCGGAGCAGAGUCAGAGACAACAGCUGGAAGAAGAGCUGCAGCAGGUUCGACAGGAAAUAGCGGCGCUGCAGCAGGCGGAGGCUGAUCAGACGUCAGCUGAUCCGUUGAAGGAAGUCACGGUGGAGCUGAAGGAGGAGACGUCAGUGUGAGCGGACGACCGGAGACGACGCAGAGCGCUCGCUUCGUCACUGUCCUGUUGCCAUGGUUACAGAGACGAUGACAUCACACACAUUCAGUUACUGAGACAGUCGGAGCUGGUUACGGACAAACUGUGAACAUACGUGUUAAACGUGUAGAAACAUGAUGAGGUCAUCACGACAGCAGACAUCAGUUCUGCUGCGACGCUUCAGGAACAAUAAAGUUUGAUUCAAAUCA